AUGGGGAACUACCACAAUCGGAACCUUCAGGACGCUGGUGACCUCCUUUCGUUAUCUGCUCUUCAGGCAUCUCUACCGUUGCCUGGGCAAAGUGCGGCACCUGUGCCUCCAACAACGCAGGAAAAUGCUGGUUUUACUCACAACGAGCGCCCCACCGAGACGGCUUUGCAUAUUUCAGAUCUUCAGGUCGUUUCCACUACAACACCGGUGCCCGACUUCUCCACGGUCGUGCCGAGCAAUGAUCUGGAAGCGUUUUUGAACGAAAGUGGCAGCGAUUCCGAGGACGCAGCCCCGCCGAGUUACGCAGCGCCGUCGACAAAGCAAGGCAAGAGCAGCAGAAGAGCAGUGGUGGAGUCGAGCGACGACGACGAUGACGACCAGGACCGGUUUGCCAGCUACAGUAUCAGCAAGAAAAGCAGAUCUGAACGCAGGCGCCAGCAAAAGGAAGACCUCCGCCAGCUGAAUGCCGCGCUGGACAAAUCACCAGGUUGGGAUGGAGUGGAAAACGAGCCUUUCACUCCGUCGGCGACUGGCGUUGCAGCUUCGGACACGUCGUUCGGGACGUCGGACGUGAUGGAGGCCAUUCGAAAGGCACAGGAAGAGGCGAUGCGUAUGCUCCCGACCGCCUCCGCGCCCGCGGACGACGACGCCGAGUCCAGUUCGUCGAAGAAACGGCACAAGCACAACAAACACAAGAAGGAGCACAAGCACAAGAAGAGGGAGGGCGAGGACGGCCCCAAGGAGAAAUCGUCGAAGAAGAGCAGCCGCAAGUCCGGAUCGAGCUCGCGCUCGAAAAAGCGGCGUCCCCACGUCGAGGACGAUAUUGAGUGA
Phytophthora sojae is the source of this 831-nucleotide messenger RNA. RefSeq lists its product as hypothetical. Bases 1 to 831 code for a protein of 276 amino acids. NCBI's taxonomy places the organism in Eukaryota, Oomycota, Peronosporomycetes, Peronosporales, Peronosporaceae. The record is from RefSeq and is a predicted model, not a curated record. The transcript has a single exon.